AUGACGCCUCGAAAGCCUCGUCAGCGUCAAAACCAUCCAGGACCCUCUCAGUUAAGCCAAGUUCAAGCUUCCGACUAUGAUACCGAGACACCAAUACUAGGUCCCGCACCUCCUACUCGCACCAACGAAGAACUCAAUCUAUCCGUCCUCAGACGUUAUCAUCCAUCCAUCAAAAAGAUCACUUCACUCGCCGCAUCUGCCACUAUGUACAUGUUUUCUCUAGAGUCGAAAACUUGGGAGAAACUUCCUAUCGAAGGUACAUUGUUCGUCUGCGAGCUUUUACCUUCCCCCACCACCGGUGCUGAAGACCACUGCAUUGUGGUUCUCAAUCGCAAGGGCCUUAAUAAUAUCAUUCACGAUUUCAGCGAAAUGAAUAAUGUGGAGAUUAAUGGGGAGUAUUUAUAUUGGACGGUUGAAAAGUCAGAGACGGUUGGAGGUACUCCUGUUGCGAAGGCUUAUGGUAUAUACAUUCAUGAUGAUGAGACGGGUACGAGAGUUGCGAAUCAAUCGGAAAUUCUUAAGAAUUGGAAGAAGACACAAGCUACCAUGCUUGACGUGCAAACGAUGGAGAGUAUGGUGGAGAACCAUGGAAAUUCAGAGUCGCAAGGACCUCAGACCCAAAUUCCAACCAGCCAAGUAGAAGCUCAAGGAGGGAGGAGAUUGAGUAUUACAGAUUUAUUUGGUGCUCGUUGA
Botrytis byssoidea is the source of this 693-nucleotide messenger RNA. RefSeq lists its product as uncharacterized. The record is from RefSeq and is a predicted model, not a curated record. The coding region runs from base 1 to 693 and encodes 230 amino acids. The transcript has a single exon. Gene Ontology annotation, cellular component: P-body. NCBI's taxonomy places the organism in Eukaryota, Fungi, Ascomycota, Leotiomycetes, Helotiales, Sclerotiniaceae. Gene Ontology annotation, biological process: positive regulation of catalytic activity; deadenylation-dependent decapping of nuclear-transcribed mRNA; deadenylation-independent decapping of nuclear-transcribed mRNA. Gene Ontology annotation, molecular function: enzyme activator activity; mRNA binding.